AUGGAAGGUUGCUUUGCUACUUAUCAUGUGUUGGAGGAGAUAUUAGUUAGAGACAUACGCAAAGAGCGGGUCUUAAAAGUUGUGCUUAAUAAGGAAAACCAUGAUUUCAAAUGUGAAUGCUCAUUAUUUGAGUUUAGAGGUAUUAUGUGUCGGCAUGUGUUAUCCGUGUGUAGUCAGGAGAGGAUUAUAAAUCUUCUAGAGAAGUAUGUUUUAACGAGAUGGAAGAAAAACAUUAAAAGGAAGCAUUCAUAUAUCAAGACUAGUUAUGGUGUAACAGAGUUGAAGUCACAAAUGGACAGGUUUGAGAAAUUAUGCAAGCAUUUUUAUGAGGUAGCUGCUGAGUCAGAAGAGACUACCGAAGACCUCCAUGAAACAUUACAAUUGUUUAGCUCUAAUAUUUCCACAAAGGAUAGUGCCCUUAUUGAAGAAAACCUCAAUGAUGAUUUUAAUCCAAUCAAUAGUAAUAGAAUUUGCAGUUCAAAACAUGUCAAGCACAAAGGUCGUCCUCCAUCUAAAAGAAAAACAUCUGUCGCCGAAACGAUCGCCAAGAGGUCAAGGAAACGAACAAAAAAAAGUGAUCACACUGAGCUUACUACAAUAUGUCUACUUUCCUUAAUAAAUGAUAUCUUAAAUGUUGGAAAUUGUAUGUCAUUCAUGGAUCUUUUGACAACAUGUGAAACACCCUUGACGGGUUCAUCUCAAGUGGAAUAUUCGAGUGGGAUGUUGCAAGAUUGUAAAUUGAAUUUUGUAUUAACCCAAAUUGUAAAUGGUGCAGUAUUGUAA
Messenger RNA from Lathyrus oleraceus (garden pea), 783 nucleotides. Its product is annotated as protein FAR1-RELATED SEQUENCE 6-like. The transcript is spliced from 3 exons. Bases 1 to 783 code for a protein of 260 amino acids. Gene Ontology annotation, biological process: regulation of DNA-templated transcription. Gene Ontology annotation, molecular function: zinc ion binding. Lineage: Eukaryota; Viridiplantae; Streptophyta; Magnoliopsida; Fabales; Fabaceae. The record is from RefSeq and is a predicted model, not a curated record.